CGGCAUGAUUUAAGAGGGUCAAUGGGAUUACUGUAAAUAUCUUCAAUUAGCGGAUACUUUUUUAAACAGGAAAUAUUCCGCAACCAAGAAAAUUGAUAGAUUGCUGCAUAUAUCAAGGAAUUUGAUUGAGUAGCAGUUCACUCACUCUCGCACGCGUUUCUGUACUCUUCUCGUUUCAUCAGUUCUCCAUCUCCUUGUCAACUCCAACACGCGAUCAAUCCUUCUGUACAACUGCAUGUGCGCGACGGCAUUACCCACGAGUUCAGUGGAGCUUCAUUUCUGUGGCUUUCAUGUGCAUUUCUGCAAGACUUUACCAAAGUGAUCAGAUCCGCAGGCAUACACAAGCUAAACGCAGCUAGUAUAUUUUGCUGUUAAAUGUCAAUAUCCGAUCCCAGCACCCGUCAGCCUCCCGGUCCGCGGCCGCCGGAGCCCGAUACCAGGGCAACACUACCGUCUUCUUGGGCUAAGAGGACCGGGUUUAAGCCCAAGUUCUCCGGCGAGACCAAUGCCAGCGAUUCUGGUCAGAUAACCUUGCAGCCCAAGCCAAGAGAGGCUCCAGCCAACCCGGAUCUUGAAGCGGGUCGGGCGAGGUCAUCGCUGGCCGGGAAAGGCGAGGCCGGAGGUGAGAAGGUUGAACCGCCGCCAAAGAAGGAACACACGGUGAAGUUCAGGGAUCCUGACGAAGCGCCUACGCGCUCGGUUCCCAGUACCAAUGCCCAGGCACCAGUAAAGCCGGUGGACAAGUCGUCGAGGCCGCGGAGUUCGAUAAGGCGCGAGCAAGUGAUCGAUGUCUUGCCUCAGUCUGUAGGAGAGAAUGGGCUAGCGUCAAAGCGGUCGCGAAUGAAAUAUGAGCUCCGGGAUUCCCCUGGUCUUGUUCCCAUUGGUCUAUACGGUAUGCAGCAUUACAUCUCAAUGUUAGGUUCGUUGAUUGUCAUUCCUCUCGUCAUCGCUCCUGCCAUGGGGGGCACUCAAGAGGAUACUUCUGCGGUGAUAUCUACAGUGCUCUUCAUGUCGGGAGUGAGCACACUUUUGCAUACUACUUUUGGGUCCAGGUUGCCCCUUGUACAGGGCCCUUCUUUUGUUUAUCUGGCUCCAGCACUGGCAAUAAUCAACUCCCCGGAGUUCCAGGGAUUGAAUGAAAAUAAAUUCAAGCAUAUAAUGAAAGAACUACAAGGUGCUAUUAUUAUUGGAUCAGCUUUUCAGGCUUUACUUGGAUAUACUGGACUCAUGACACUGUUAGCACGGUUGAUCAAUCCUGUGGUUGUGUGCUCAACCAUUGCUGCUGUUGGACUUUCGUUUUUCAGCUAUGGUUUUCCUGUGCUUGGCAAAUGCCUCGAGAUUGGUGUAGUACAGAUAUUAGUAGUUAUUGUUUUUUCUCUUCAUCUACGCAAGAUAUCUGUUCUUGGUCACCGUACAUUUCUAAUAUUUGCAGUUCCUUUGGGUCUGGCAAUCACAUGGGCAAUUGCUUUCUUGUUGACUGAAGCAGGAGCUUAUAGCUACAAAGGCUGUGACAUAAACAUACCUGCCUCUAAUAUGGUAUCAGACCACUGCAGAAACCACGUCCUGAGGACGCAGUAUUGUCGAGUUGAUAUUUCUCACGCAUUGAAAUCUUCCCCAUGGUUUAGAUUUCCUUAUCCACUACAAUGGGGAACUCCAAUCUUCCACUGGAAAGUGGCUGUUGUUAUGUGUGUGGUAUCCUUAGUCUCAUCAGUUGAUUCGGUUGGUUCCUAUCAUGCAUCUUCGUUAUUGGUAGCAUCCAAGCCUCCAACUCCUGGAGUUCUUAGUCGAGGAAUUGGUUUGGAGGGACUUUCUAGUUUAUUGGCUGGCCUCUGGGGAACUGGAACUGGAUUUACCACACUAACAGAAAAUGUUCACACAAUUGCUGUGACUAAAAUGGGAAGCCGCAGGGCAGUUGAAUUGGGUGCUUGCUUUCUGAUAGUGUUGUCUCUUGUGGGCAAGGUUGGGGGGUUGAUUGCUUCAAUUCCUGACGUGAUAGUUGCUGCUCUUUUGUGCUUUAUGUGCGCAAUGCUCGCUGCUCUGGGCUUGUCAAAUCUACGUUAUAGUGAAGCUGGAAGCUCUCGCAAUGUGAUUAUUAUUGGGUUGUCGUUGUUUCUCUCUCUCUCCAUACCUGCCUACUUUCAACAAUAUGGUAUAGCUCCAAAUUCCAACAUGUCCGUGCCAAGUUAUUUUCAACCCUAUAUUGUGGCUUCCCACGGGCCUUUUCAUAGCAGAUCCGGAGGGUUGAACUAUGUGGGGAACACGCUUUUAUCACAACACAUGGUGGUAGCGUUUGUUGUGGCUGUUAUUCUGGAUAACACAGUACCUGGGAGCAGGCAAGAACGGGGGGUGUACGAUUGGACUGAAGCCGAGGCUGCUAGAAGUGAGCCUUCUGUUGCUAAAGACUAUGGAUUGCCCUUCCGAGUUGGCAAAGUUUUCAGGUGGGUGAAAUGGGUUGGGCUCUGAGGCGCCAUAUUUGUUGGCUCAUCAAAAUCACGUCCUCUUCGAGGGACACCCAUUCUCACGACAUCUUCAUUUCAUAUCUAUAUGGCUUUCUGGAAAUUUCUGACGCAGGAUGAGAUGUCUUAGUAAAAUAGGUUUUGUGGUGGAGAUAUUUUGUGUCCGUUGAGAUUCAAGAUGGAUCUGAUUCCGGCUGUCACUCGCUAGAUUAACCAUGUACGUAGUUUUCAUUCCUUCUUCAAAAUCUCCCUGCUUGCUUUGUGGCGGGAUUUCAUUCAUCAUCCUGGCGGUGUAUAUAUAAUAUUAUAUUUUAAAGUUCAAUUCUUUUGCUGUUGGAUGCAACUUCA
Molecule: messenger RNA, 2804 nt
Organism: Neltuma alba
Lineage: Eukaryota; Viridiplantae; Streptophyta; Magnoliopsida; Fabales; Fabaceae
Product: nucleobase-ascorbate transporter 12
Exons: 10
Coding region: 376-2463 (695 amino acids)
Biological process (GO): transmembrane transport
Cellular component (GO): membrane
Molecular function (GO): transmembrane transporter activity
Source: RefSeq, a predicted model, not a curated record